Molecule: messenger RNA, 1105 nt
Organism: Salarias fasciatus (jewelled blenny)
Lineage: Eukaryota; Metazoa; Chordata; Actinopteri; Blenniiformes; Blenniidae
Exons: 6
Coding region: 195-1019 (274 amino acids)
Biological process (GO): immune response; cell surface receptor signaling pathway
Cellular component (GO): external side of plasma membrane
Molecular function (GO): transmembrane signaling receptor activity
Source: RefSeq, a predicted model, not a curated record
GGUGAUGCUGUGUGCAGCUUUCAGACACGCAGAGACUAAAAGCUCCGGACCACUUCCUCGGAGUCCAGCCAGAGAGGAGCAGCUGGUUCUCAUCCAGACCCUCCAGAGAGACGAGGAGGAGCAGGAGGAGGAAGAGGAGGAGGAGCAGGAGGAGCAGGAGGAGGAAGAGGAGGAGGGACCAGGCUGACUGGACGAUGGAGGGAAGACGUGUUCUGCAGCUGCUCUGUCUGACCUUCACUCUCAUCUCCACCACUCGACCGUCUCCUCCAGGACUGACUGUGAGUCCCAGCAGAUCUCAGUUCCUUCAAGGAGACUCAGUGUCUCUGAGCUGUGAGGAGGAUGGAUGGACAGUGUGGAGGAAGACCAGCAGAGAACAGAGGAGUUCAUGUGGAGACAUGUGGGGAAAACCUGCUGGUUCCUCCUGUAGAAUCAGCUACAUGACGACCAGAGGCAGUGGAGUUUACUGGUGUGAGUCCAGAGAGGGAGCAGCUGGAAGCAGCAUCAACAUCACUGUAGCUGAUACAGUGGUCCUCCAGAGUCCAGUCCUCCCUGUGAUGGAGGGACAGGACGUCACUCUGGGUUGUAGAACCAGCGCUCCCUCCACCCUCUCAGCUGAGUUCUUUAAAGACGGCGUCUCCAUCGGGACCGAGUCCACAGGUCACAUGACCCUCCGCCAUGUUUCCCGCUCUGCUGAAGGCCUCUACAGGUGUAGCUUCAGAGGUGUUGGAGAGUCUCCACCCAGCUGGAUCUCUGUCUCAGCUCCACCUACCAAGGCAGCUCCGCCCACUGAGGGAGCUCCACCCACAAGUGGAGCUCCGCCCACUAACAUCACCUUCCUCCAGCUUGUGGUCAGAGUUUUCUGCCACCUGCUGGUUUCCUGUCCAUACUUCAUCUCCACUCUGCUCAUGGUGUCGAUGUAUCGAGGCAGAGCCAAAGGAACCAAACAUGUCGUCUCCAUGGCGACGCUCUCCGGCGCCCAGGCUGAGCAGGGAUUGGACGAUGGAGUGAUGAUGUCAUAACCAAUAUAACCAGUCAGCGUCUGUUCAGAGGAUGAGGAGCUGUUGUUGUUGUGCAGAAUGAAUAAAGCCUUCAGAUUUUCACUUGA